Molecule: messenger RNA, 1380 nt
Organism: Mya arenaria
Lineage: Eukaryota; Metazoa; Mollusca; Bivalvia; Myida; Myidae
Product: prestalk protein-like
Exons: 2
Coding region: 1-1380 (459 amino acids)
Source: RefSeq, a predicted model, not a curated record
AUGCUCAUGAAGAUGCUAGCAUUAAAUGACUCUGACAAACAAACUUGUAUCAACCCUCAAUGUGCCUGUACAAACCCAACUGGUAUCAACUAUCGAUGUGACUGUACCAACCCAACUUGUAUCAACCCUCGAUGUGACUGUACCAACCCAACUUGUAUCAACCCUCGAUGUGACUGUACCAACCCAACUUGUAUCAACCCUCGAUGUGACUGUACCAACCCAACUUGUAUCCACACUCGAUGUGACUGUACAAACCCAACUGGUAUCAACCCUCGAUGUGACUGUACCAACCCAACUGGAAUCAACCCUCGAUGUGCCUGUACCAACCCAACUGGUAUCAACCCUCGAUGUGCCUGUACUAACCCAACUGGUAUCGACACUCGAUGUGCCUGUACUAACCCAACUUUUAUCGACCCUCGAUGUGACUGUACCAACCCAACUUGUAUCGACCCUCGAUGUGACUGUACCAACCCAACUUGUAUCGACCCUCGAUGUGACUGUACCAACCCAACUUGUAUCGACCCUCAAUGUGACUGUACCAACCCAACUUGUAUCGACCCUCGAUGUGACUGUACCAACCCAACUUGUAUCGACCCUCGAUGUGACUGUACCAACCCAACUGGUAUCGACCCUCGAUGUGACUGUACCAACCCAACUGGUAUCAACCCUCGAUGUGACUGUACCAACCCAACUGGUACCAACCCUCGAUGUGACUGUACCAACCCAACUGGUAUCAACCCUCGCUGCGACUGUAACAACCCAACUGGUAUCAACCCUCGAUGUGACUGUACCAACCCAACUGGUAUUAACCCUCGAUGUGACUGUACCAACCCAACUGGUAUCAACCCUCGAUGUGACUGUACCAACCCAACUGGUAUCAACCCUCAAUGUGACUGUUCCAACCCAACUGGUAUCAACCCUCGAUGUGACUGUACCAACCCAACUGGUAUCAACCCUCGAUGUGACUGUACCCACCCAACUGGUAUCAACCCUCGAUGUGACUGUACCAACCCAACUGGUAUCAACCCUCGAUGUGACUGUACCAACCCAACUGGUAUCAACCCUCGAUGUGACUGUUCCAACCGAACUGGUAUCAACCCUCGAUGUGACUGUACCAACCCAACUGGUAUCAACCCUCGAUGUGACUGUACCCACCCAACUGGUAUCGACCCUCGAUGUGACUGUACAAACCCAACUGGUAUCAACCCUCGAUGUGACUGUACCCACCCAACUGGUAUCAACCCUCGAUGUGACUGUACCAACCCAACUGGUAUCAACCCUCGAUUUGACUGUACCAACCCAACUGGUAUCAACCCUCGAUGUGAUUGUACCAACCCAACUUGUAUCAACCCUCGAUGUGAUUGUACCAAUCCAAGUUGA